This is a messenger RNA of Suillus plorans, 792 nucleotides long. RefSeq lists its product as uncharacterized. Bases 1 to 792 code for a protein of 263 amino acids. Lineage: Eukaryota; Fungi; Basidiomycota; Agaricomycetes; Boletales; Suillaceae. The transcript has 3 exons. The record is from RefSeq and is a predicted model, not a curated record.
AUGCUCCCAUCCUGCGACGUCGUCACUCAAUACGGCAUGAGGCUUAACGGUGCAAUUCUCGACUAUCACGACAUGAUGUCAUUCUGCGAGAUGCGCAGACGCUCUUUCCUAACGCCCAAACCCCAAAGCGUCACGCCACCGCCCGAAAGACUUGCACCGUCCAGGGCUGAUCCAGGUGCAUCAACCUCCUCGUCCGGUGUCGCCUGGACUUCCUGGUCCGAUGCCGAGGAUGGUGAUCGCCCAACAUCCGACAACAACCCAAUAACUGAUGUUGCGUCCGCGACACCUGAUCCUUGGGCUGUCGACAACAACGAUGUUGAGGAUAUUAUCGAGGCCGCCGCUCGAAAACUUUCAGAAAAACCUGGUCCGACAUCAUGGUUGCAGGAGUUCUCCCCGACCUUUUUUGCUUAUCGCGCCCUGUUUAAAGUCGCUCCCAAUUUUCACGGAGGUCGGCUAAACAAACGGCUGGUGCAGACCGAGUGCCCCGAUCCCUUUGUCGGCCCAGAUGGCCCAGCGCCCAAGGGCACCGUCGCCGUUAGGUGUACAGCUAAAACUGCAGGAGGCGCAGUGCAGCAUUAUUUUAUUCCCGGAAACGAUCUCACCCCCGCUGAUCCCCGCAAGAAAGGACAAGAAUGUUUUAUUUUGGAUGGGUCGUAUCGGGGCAAUAUCUUAAUUGUGUCUAAAUGUAACGCUAAGGCCAGUAAUGUAGACUUGAAGUUGAUGCGUGACUCUAGCGUCAGCGUCAAUCUUCAUUUCGAUCAAGUUUGCGUUGUAGAGCCUACACAGGCGUAA